UUGACAGUAUGACAUUACAAUCGUAUUUACACCCCGGCAGAACAGAGCCUACAGAGGAGAGACAGAGACAGCAGUGCUCCUAGUUUCCGUCAGGAUUUCAGGAAUGAUUUGUAUUUAAAGUGGUUUGUUUUCAGGUUGUCGCCUACAGUCUCGUCUCCUGGUUGCCACAACUGAGGCGGUGCUUGGCAGCACAGUCGUAGGUGGAGAAAAGCUGCCAGGACAGGAAUUUUAACUGCAUCGUGUCCUCCUGCAGGAGCAUUUUAAAGCUCCCAGUAGGCUCAUUAGGACGGACAUGGCCGAUACUUUGAGGAGACUGACCCACACAUCCCCUUUCAGCGUCCUGCAAGAUAAACUUGAGAGCUGGCACAGAGACUACCAUGUUAUUUCCUGUGACAACAAUCUAAAUAGAUGCUGUGAACUGAUUGAACUAACCGCAAAGGUCCAAGGUCAACUGUUUACCAUCCUUAACCACACAGCUGCUGAAGGUGGACACUAUGCUGGAGUGGACACUCUCAAAACUCGCCUGCUGCCGUGGCUUGGAACCUGUUUCUCCAUGGCCAGGCCCGUGGUCUCUGAUGACACCAGUCUGCAGCUCAUCCAGGAUUCAGUUGAAAAGGACCGAAGGAUCAGGGAGCUCUCUGCCUCCCUUGACAGUGACAUACAGAGGAAGGACACCGAGCUGUGCUCCACUCGCCUGCAGUUGGACUCCAUGAGAGCAGAAUUGGUCGAUACUCAGCAGGAACUGGAUGUCACAAAGAGAGAGUCAGCAACUACUCUGCUGGCAACUGAAGAAGAAAUAUUGCAACUGAAAGCAGAUUUGAGAUCCGCACAUGAGCAAGUGGAGAGUUAUCAAAGGAAGAUGGCGACCUUCAUUGAUUAUGAGCGGCAGAUUCGCCUGCUCAAAGAUGAAGUGUCUUACCUGAGCACAGACAAGACCGUGCUGCAGGAGAGGUUGGUGAGGAGUCGUUCUCCGAGCCCCUUGCCGAGGCUCAGUCGCUCUUCCAUCCCGAUGAGGAGCGAGUCGCCCACCAGAGCGCAGCUCACCAACUCCUCCCGCUACGCACGCCUCAUAUCACGCUUCAAUGACCUGUAUGCGGUGGAGCGGCUGGAGGCCCAGGUCAUUCUUCAACGCCACAUUGAUGACGUGGAGAUGGUCCAGAAAGUCAUCUUCAUUGCCGUCGUGGAAUCAUUUAAGACAGCAAAACUGGCUUACCGUCAGUUCAAGCUGCGAGUGAGAAAGACAUUGUCCCCACACUUUGGGUUAGAGUACCUGGAGGAUGCAGCAGUGGACUACAUCGUCAGAAACCUGGACCUCUAUGACAUUCAGGCCAGCAUCAAUGAUGUGAUCAAUGCCAUGAAUGUGAACCCUCGGAUCUCUUUUCCGCCAGAGGUGGACUUUUUCCUCAUCAGUACCUUGAUCAGGGAGAUGUGCAGGGUGGCGUUUGCCAUGCAGACACUGGACCCCCCGCUUGACUUUUCCUUUGCUAGCGAUGGAGAACUUUACAACGACCGCAAGUACCGCCGUAGCUAUGACUCUGAGUUAACUGCUCCUCUGGUGAUGUACCAUGUGUGGCCUUCCCUGUUGGAAGGAGAUGCUGUGGUAGUGAAGGGCGAGGCUGUGACAAGAAGGGGUGCUGUGUGGAGUAGAAGCAGGAGCACCAGCCCUGUGCGCUCUCGCUCACUCAGCCCAACUCGCAGUCUUGCAUUUCUUAAAAAAAGAAGCCUGUCUCCUGGACGUCUCAGAGCGAGUCACCUGUGAUCUCCGGCCUCUCUAUCAACAGUAACUUACAACUUUACAUCAUAUCAUUAAAAUAAACGUUAAAGUAUUAUUAUUUGUAUAUUCCUUUGUGCUUACACCAAAUAAAGCAAUGAAUUCCUUAGAGACUCAACCACCCAAAGGCUUUCUAGAGUUUACAAAUCUGGGGCAUUUUGAUGGGACUUUGAGGUACUUGAGGUCAGUACCUGUAGAUUAUAGGUAAAGCAAAAGCAGUGUGGCAGAUUACUGAGCAUUCGUCUUAAUUGACUAUAUUAACUCUAAGAUAGAUAAUACUAACAGUAUUUUAGUAAUAGUUAGAAACCUUAAAGUGCAUUUUUCAGAGGGAAACUAGUCUUGCAGCACUUUCUUAGUCUUACAUAUGCAUUGAGAAAAACAUAUUCAGCCUCUACUCCUCUCUUUGCUUUUGACCAAAAGUCUAAGCGAAAUUCUUUAGGCGUAUUGCAGGACAUAUGGUGCUUAUGACCGGUGCUAACUCCUCCAGUACUUGAGUGACAGAUUAUUGGUUAUUGUGAUUUUUUGUAUCAAUUGUUGCAGUGUUUUUUUACUUUUUAUUUUCCUCUUUUGGUGCUGUUUUGUAUUCUUUGAGAUAAAUGAAUAGUAAAAUCAUACGUUUAUGACAGGAAUAGCGUUAGUUAUUGUGAACAAGAAUGGGACCGGUAGCUAGUCAGUAUGAAUUCAAUAUGAGACUUAUUUAACAUUUACAACUUUUUAUCUCUUUAAUUGAUUAACAAAUAAAGUUGAUGCAGUUGAAUUAAUACAUGUUGAUUUCACUAUGAUUUGAUUUGAGUUGUUUGACGACUAUAUGUAUAGACCGUGUCUUUUGUGAUUGAUUGCUUUUUUAAAGAUGAAAUUACAAACCUUUA
This is a messenger RNA of Gymnodraco acuticeps, 2640 nucleotides long. RefSeq names its product spermatogenesis associated 18 (gene spata18). The record is from RefSeq and is a predicted model, not a curated record. The transcript has 12 exons. Gene Ontology annotation, biological process: mitophagy by internal vacuole formation; mitochondrial protein catabolic process. Gene Ontology annotation, cellular component: mitochondrial outer membrane. The coding region runs from base 293 to 1759 and encodes 488 amino acids. Lineage: Eukaryota; Metazoa; Chordata; Actinopteri; Perciformes; Bathydraconidae.